CACUCUCGAGUAAAGUGUGCCCACGACAGUAAUCGCCAUGAAAUUAGCCAAAGUUAACAGAGAGGUUCUCAAUUCGGCUUUGUUAGGAUUUGACGUUUAUGUUUUUGUACUCUGCAUUUUAUACUCUGUCUAACUUGGAGAAACUCAUACUGCACAGUGUACAGAGUGAACUGCCUGAGUAUGGUGGAGAUGGUUUUGUCAGUUUAUCCAUAUUGUACAUUUCGUUUGCUGUAUUUAUGUGGUGUGUGGCUCCCGUCAUGAGUGUUACUGGACCAAAAUGUGCCCUUACCCUGGGAGCAGUUGGGUUCAGCUUGUACCUGGCUUCAUUCCUGGCUGAGCGAAGCUGGGUGUUGUAUCUCGGCUCUGCCUGCAAUGGUAUUGGAGCAGCCCUCAUUUGGACCUGCCAAGGAGUCUACAUCAUCCUCAACUCUACAGCUGCUACUAUCACAAGAAACACUGCUAUAUUCUCUGGGCUCUGUCAUUCAUCAAUGCUCUAUGGGAACCUCUUUGUUUACAUCAGUUUUGAGGGAAAGACGCGUAUUGACAGAUCAGCCCAGUUGCUGGUGAUAUGGGUGCUGCUGGGCCUGACUGUUGUGGCUGUUAUAUUAGCGUUGUUACUGCCUUCUCCUGUCCAUGCAUCAGAACGCUCUUCGCCACGUGUUGGGGUCCUGCAGGCGAUCCACAAGUCCUGGGCUGUAGCAACUUCCACACACAUGCUCAUUCUUUGUCCAAUGUUCUUUUAUUGCGGUUUGCAAAUAUCCUAUUUGUCAGGGGUAUUUGGUGCUGCAGUUGGAUUUACAACAUACUCUGAUGGGUUUUCUCCCAACCAGUUGGUAGCUGUCACUGGGUUCUCUACGGGAAUUGGUGAAGUUCUGGCUCAGGUACUUCUGAUAUUGAUCAAUCCCUUCCUGGAAAACAGGCCUUGGAUGCGUACCGCCAUUGUCUUCCUAGGGAUGAUCAGUGAUUUUAUUGCAUUCCUUCUCUCCUACUUAAUGUAUGCUGACAAUUCAAUCUUUGGGCCAACGAGUGACUCCACCAUCAUCACUUCUAGAUCCUGGAUAGCCAUGGUGAUAGCUCUGCUACUUGGGCUCAGUGAUGGAAUAUUUAUGCCAAUGCUGAUAUCUGUGGUUGGCAAGAUUUAUCCUGAUGCAACAGCUUCUGCCCUCACUAUAUACACUUUUUGUUUUAGUUUAGCAUCAGCUGUCAGUUUCUUCUAUAGCGCAUUUUUAGGUUUGCACAUGCAAAUUACUGUGUUAGUAGGACAAGGGAUAACAGGUGCUUUGGCCUUCGCUUAUGUUAAUUAUCACGUUUGGAAAAAAUAAACUUAUUUUUUUAAUUUUUAUACUUUAAUCUAUACAUGAACAUUCACUUUCUUAAAAAAUACAAUCAAGAUAUAAACUAAUUUCCAGAAAAAGAACAGACAAAGUGCAGAAUAUUUGUUUUACUACUAUCUUUUCACAUUGGCUCAAAGUAAAAUAAUCGUCACUUCAUGCACUCUUCUUGUUGAUUAUAAAAAACUUCAGGUGCUUCAGAUGUUUUCCAAUCUUUUACUCUUAUCUCUAUGUGUGAUACCUGGCCAGUGAACACACGCCCACCAAUCUUGCAAACCACACUGGACUGGUUCAAUCAUCGCUGCUACAUCACCUACUUCAUAUUGUAAUAUUAAAUGUGACAUUUAUUAUAAUAGUUGUUUAAUUUUGCA
This is a messenger RNA of Homalodisca vitripennis (glassy-winged sharpshooter), 1702 nucleotides long. Its product is annotated as UNC93-like protein MFSD11. Bases 99 to 1322 code for a protein of 407 amino acids. Lineage: Eukaryota; Metazoa; Arthropoda; Insecta; Hemiptera; Cicadellidae. The transcript has 8 exons. The record is from RefSeq and is a predicted model, not a curated record.